ACUCAGCGCGCGGAACAGCGGUUUAUCUCUGGUUUUUAUUUGUUUGUAGGCAAUGGUCUCCCCCUUUCCGUGUUUUCACAAGAACAAUGGCUGUUAACUUUCAGAAUUCCACUCUUUCGCUAACUCUACCGAUUUCUUGUCAGAUAUGCCUCGGAAAGGUGAGACAGCCGGUCAUUUGUGGCAACCACCACGUGUUCUGCUCAUCCUGCAUGGAGAUGUGGUUAAAGAAUGCCAGCCAGUGUCCCACCUGCAGGGUACCCAUCUCAGCAGAGAGCCCGUGCAGAGAGAUCAUCGGAGGGACAAAUGAGAGUGAUUACUUGGAUAGUCCUUCCAUGAGGAAUUGUCUCAGGAAAACCAGGGGAGAGCUGCUUUUACGGGAGUAUGAGGAGGAGAUCGACGGGCUUAUGAGAGAAAACGAGGAGUUAAAAACAAAAAAUCUACAUCUGGAAGAGCAGCUGAAGACUGCGUUGCAUCCCUGCAGCGUGAAUUCAGCCCAACCAGAUGACAAAAAGGUUUCUCCAUUUGUUAUGGAGGAAUGGAAGAGCAAACUGCAAACGGCUACAGAUGUCUGUGAUAAAAUAAAGCAGGACAUGGACAAGCUCAGAGAGGCCAACAAGUCCUUACGAUCUCAAAAUGUUAACCUCAUACACGAGAACACGAGGCUCAAGACCGAGGUGGCCAGCAGGUCUCCUCAGAAGUUUGGUCGAUACACAGUGGCAGCGCUGGAAUCAAAGAUUCAACAGCAUGAGCGUGAUGUGGAACACCUCAAACGAGCUCUGGAGCGCAGCGACCAGUACAUCGAUGAGCUGGAAGCUCAAGUCAGGAAAUCUGAGAAGAAGCAUCUUGAAGUCCAGGAUACAUUUGCAAGCAGCAACAGUGGGGCAGAUGUUCUCAAACACGAGCAGAAAUUCAACAUGAUGAUGAGAAGUUUGAGUGACAAUGAGAGGAUGUCCAUCUGCAGCAACCCAGAGGUCGAGUUUCGAACAUUUUCUAGAAAUCCCAGUUUGGUGUUCCAGCCAUCUGUGGAAGACAAGAGUCCAAAUGGAGAGCAGAAGAAGGAGGACUUGGAAAGCACCUCCUCUGAUUUCCUUCCCACCACUCCAUCUUCUGCUUUCCGAUCCCUGACCCUGAGAAGUCCAGGCCUCCGCGGGAAGAAAGUUGCAUUUAAACCUGUGCCUCAUCUGAGAAAGCUUAACUUUGAGGAAAAUCCAAGUCCAUCACAGACAGCUUCAGCCUUGGGGAACAAAUUCAGCAGCGUUGAGAAAUCUCCCAAAGGCUUGAGUGACAUGGACCCCUCAAAGUCUAUCUUCUGGGGCUCCUGGCAUCCAGGUCCAAGUGAAGACAACUCAGUGAAGGAAUCUACAUCUGCUAAUGCUAUAAGGGAAGACCCUAACAGCUUCCAGACAUCUAGUGAGGCCUCCAUGGAUGCAGCUUACCUGGACAAAAUAUCAGAGCUGGACUCCAUGAUGCUCGAUGGAGAAAGUUCCAGUAGCAGAGGAUCACAGCUCUCCUUGACUUCCUCUCCUCCAGGAGACUUGAAUGGCACCCUCACCCCAGAAUCUCAAAUCUGCCCAGAUUCCUCGUCCGGCUCUGGUGGUAAACCUGCAGUCCAAGGUGAGGACGUACAACAGGAUCUGGGUAGCAACAUGGACGACACUUUGAUUUCCAAAGAGGCUCCAAGUGGAUCUGAGGAUAAUUUUUCUGUUGAGGGUGGUCCUUGUAGGUUUGGUUCCACUGAGCACAGAGAGCCCUCUCAAACUGAUGAGCUGUCUUUUGAUUUGCUGUUUGAUCAUCUGGAUCAGGUCGAGGCUGUCCCCUCUGGCUCCCUCAGUCCAGAGGCCCAACUCCAAGAUCAGGAUCACGUAACUUCCUCUUCCUCUGGCUGCACUGGUAGUAAGCCUGUAAACACAAGAGACAGACACGCUCUGAACAGCAGCCAGCCAGUAAAGAGGAAGUCUCACAGCCCCUUUAACUCCAGCAGUCCCACCAAACUGUCCAAGCUCAUGUGAAGGUUUCAUACAACCCCCGUGAUCUUAGAUUAGAUUCUAGCUAUAUGUUGUUGGGAAAUAAACGAAUAACAGUGAUGUUAUAGGGUGUAACCCAUUGUCACGUGUCUUCUGUAGUGUUAUAUGGAACAAGCUAGGAAAACAGUUAGAUAGCUUUUAAAAUGCACUUGCAACAUCUCAGCUCAUUCACCGUCGGGCCUCUCGCUCUUUUUUUACCUGCCUGCUUGUCUGUAAUUUCCUUUUAUUUAGCAAUUAGGACACUGAAGAUUACUGCUGGAUUAUGACUAUCAUGUGCUGUAUUAUAAUGCAUUACCCAUGGAAAAUUUUGUUAAGAAAUAAAGAAAUAAAGCAAUGCAACCUCC
Molecule: messenger RNA, 2368 nt
Organism: Nothobranchius furzeri (turquoise killifish)
Lineage: Eukaryota; Metazoa; Chordata; Actinopteri; Cyprinodontiformes; Nothobranchiidae
Gene: obi1
Product: ORC ubiquitin ligase 1
Biological process (GO): regulation of DNA replication; protein monoubiquitination
Molecular function (GO): ubiquitin-protein transferase activity
Source: RefSeq, a predicted model, not a curated record